Messenger RNA from Rotaria sordida, 1521 nucleotides. NCBI's taxonomy places the organism in Eukaryota, Metazoa, Rotifera, Eurotatoria, Philodinida, Philodinidae. The record is from the annotation of a GenBank genome assembly.
AUGAAUACUUCGAAUAUAUUUCAUAAGUAUCGAAAAUGGUUCGGUCUCGUAUGGCUGAUAAUUGAAUUGAAUUUACUCGGAGGAAAUAUUCUCGGUUUUUCGGCACUCUUUGAUAUAUUGCCAAAAUAUGGGAUAUAUUCAAAUUUAUGUGUCCAUGCUACGUUUGGAAAUACUUCGAAUGCACAAAAUAGAACAAUCAGUGAGAAUUGUGACAGACAAACUGGAAAAUAUCAGCUUGCUCUUACCAUCGGUAUUUGGUUUUAUAAUUUGAUGCCAUUCUUUCUUGGUCAUGUGAUUAAUUAUUUUGGAUGUCGAUUUCUUAAACUUGUCUCCAUAGUUUUUCAUAUAGUCGGCUGGCUGACUUUGGCUUUUGUGGAACCGGGCAGAGAUUAUCUUGUUUUCAUUCAUACUGUGUUUAUCUCAGUUUCAUCUAUUGUCAUUCUCAUAACUUCUUUUGUUUAUUGUGGUUAUUUUGCUCGUUAUCGAGGUCUUGUUUCUUCAAUUAUUGCUGGUGCAUCGAUCUCAUCAACAAUGUGGUUUUCAAUUUUUCAAGUAUUAAUCAAUGGUGGUCGAACAAAUCUACGAACACUUUCAAUUAUUUGGACAGUUUUUGUUGUACUAAUGAUCGGUAGUGCUCUUCUCUUUAUGGAUUGGCGAUUUCAAUUGUUGAACUUGUCAUAUGGAUUCGUUACAAAUUCCGAGACGGAUAAACAAUCAAGAAAAUCUAUUGAGAUUGACAAUGCGGCAAACAUGAUUAAUAUGCCUUGGUAUCGACGUAUAGUGAAUCGUGUUGGUGUUUGGCAACAUUUAUUGAAUCCAAUUUAUAUUUUUGUAGUACUCUAUUUGAGUGUUCUCCUUUUACCGGCUGUGUUUUUACCAGUCACUUGGUUUCCAUGGAUAAUGUAUGUUACGAAUGGCAAUGAGAAUCUUUCGAACAGAUAUACAUUAAUAUUUAAUUUGUCUACUGUUGUUGCUCUAAUUAUUUGUCCGUGUAGUGGUACUUUACUCGAUUUUCGAGCUCAUAGAAAUCAUAAACAACGAUUGUUUAAUAUUGCAUUAAUGCAAACAAUCACAUGGUGUACAUCUAUGGCAGUAUGUAUCGUUCGAAUGUGCAAUACGACCUGUUGUAUCAUAGCUGUAAUAGUUCUGAAUUGCAUUGAACGAUCACUCAUUGUCGGUGGUAGUCAAGCUGUCGUUGCAUCUUUUUUUCCAUCGGAAUAUAUUGGUACUUUAACUGGCGUGUUGUGGACAUCAGCUGCUAUAUUUUCUUCCAUACAAUAUGGUCUUUUGCCACUUGUUGAAGCUGUUGAUAAAAGUUGGCGAGCUUGGACUAUUAUUUUGGCUCUUAUUAUAGUCAUGGCGUCUCAUUGGAUACAAAUGUGGUAUCUUUUUUUCACAUCAAAAUCAACUGCUGUGUCUAAUCAAGUUUCAAUAUCAUUGGAAAAAUCUGAAGCCCAUGGCCAUGCUGAACAUCAUGCCUAUGUUAAUGGUAUAAAGGAAGAGAAUCCAAAUAGAGAUUAA